Arctia plantaginis is the source of this 291-nucleotide messenger RNA. NCBI's taxonomy places the organism in Eukaryota, Metazoa, Arthropoda, Insecta, Lepidoptera, Erebidae. The record is from the annotation of a GenBank genome assembly.
AUGGUCAGAUUUAAGACAUUAUUGGGCUUCUGCUUAGACUUUUUAAAGAUGUGUUUUAUUUUAUACAGAAUUAUGAUCAUAAAGGCUUUGAACCUGAACACAAUAUUAUGGCUUGGAGGCGGUCUUAUGUGUGUAUUCGUCGUAUGCAUACCACUGGUAUUGAUGGAGGUGGCUUUUAAUGAUUUGGAUGAAAUUAAAAUUAUUUUGGUGGAUGAGCUGUUAACUUAUAAAGAGUUGUGGCUAUUGAAACCCACGGGUAAAUCAAAACAUCCUUUUUCAGAAGAAAAGUAA